AGCGGGGGGGGGGGCAGGAAGAGAGCCUGACAUCCUGCCUCUCAUGAACAUAUAAGUACACAGAUAUCUGAAUAUAAGUACACAGACUGAGGACGGAGACAUCAUGGAGCACCUGCUGCUGCUGCUGCUGCUGCUGAGCUCCGGACUCCAGGCUGAAGGAACUCUCGACCAAACAGAGUCUUUCAAGCUGGUGGGAGGAUCCAGUCGCUGUGAAGGAGAACUGCAGCUGAACCAUCAGGGAGACUGGAGACCAGUGGCUGAUCCUUAUCGGCUCUGGACCCUGAAGACAGCAGGUGUUAUCUGCAGAGAUCUCGACUGUGGCUCUGCUGUUUCUGUAGGAGAGAGACAGGAGUCCUCAAAGAGACCUGUGUGGAGGAUGAGACCUCACUGUUUUUAUUCUAGAUCUGCUCUGAGGAAGUGUGCAGAACCACUUUCCUCGAGUCGUGACAUCAUGCAUCUCACGUGCUCAGGUAAGCCCAUCAGUCCCAUCAUGCAUCUCACCUGCUCAGACUCUGUCAGGCUGGUGAAUGGGACCAGUCUGUGCUCAGGCAGACUGGAGGUGAAGUCUGACCCGUCUAACCCGUCCUGGUCCUCAGUGUGUGAGGCUGACUUUGACCAGCAGGAUGCUCAGGUGGUCUGCAAGCAGCUGGGCUGUGGGGCUCCUUCAGUCCUCCAGGCGGCGCUCUAUGGAGAAGGGGAGGCUCCAAUGGGGACCAAAGAGUUCCAGUGUGGAGGCCAUGAGUCUGCUCUCCUGGACUGUAGCUCAGCCUCAGAGAGAAACACCUGCUCACCUGGCAGAGCUGUUGGCCUAACCUGCUCAGAGUCUCUCAGGCUGGUGGGAGGAUCCAGUCGCUGUGAAGGAGAACUGCAGCUGAGACAUGAGGGAGAAUGGAGACCAGUGAUUGAUACUUAUCAUGACUGGACCCUGAAGAGAGGAGAAGCUGUCUGCAGAGAUCUCAACUGUGGCUCUGCUGUUUCUGUAGGAGAGACACUUGAGUCCCCAGUGAGACCUGUGUGGAGCAUCAAACCUCGCUGUUUGUAUUCUGGAUCUGCUCUGAGGGAGUGUGCAGGACCAGCUUCCUCUAGUAAAAACCUGAAUCCCACCUGCUCAGACUUGCUGCUUCAGCCCAUCAUCUCUGUGUCCUCCUCCAUGUACGGGGUCUCCGGGGCCCAGCAGCAGGGGUUCCAGGUGUUCAGAGGCUCCACCUUCAGCAUCAGCUGCUCCAUCCAGCCUCAGUACCCAGGAGGCUCCUUCCUGCUCAGCUCCUCCACUCACACCUACAUCCACCCAGCUGUCAAUCACAACGCCCACUUCCUGUUCCCGGCUGCAGAGCCCGCCCACCAGGGAAGCUACAGCUGUGUUUAUCACCUGUUGGUUCGCUCUCAUAGCUUUUCCUCUGAGAGCCGUCUGCUGUCUGUCACUGUCUCAGAUGCCACACCUCUGAUCAUCCGAGCCGUCGUCCUGCUGCUGAUUCAGCUGCUGGUUCUGCUGCUGGCAAACGGCCUUUACUUCUUCUGUAAGGCCACCAGGGGGCAGCGCAGACAGGAGGAUAUGGAUCUGGAGGAAGUUAACCUGGCUGUCCCUGCAGAGGAAGAGUAGCAGCUCCUUCCGACACACACAUAUAAUAUAUAGCAUAUCCCAUAAACAUAAACAAAUUUGAUUGGGUUGAAAGAGAGGCUGUCUGCAACCUCAAUGCUAGCUGCCAUCAAAUACUCUGUCCUGCUUACACUGUUAAAUGCUUAUUUGGAUCAUAUU
Molecule: messenger RNA, 1756 nt
Organism: Trematomus bernacchii (emerald rockcod)
Lineage: Eukaryota; Metazoa; Chordata; Actinopteri; Perciformes; Nototheniidae
Product: CD5 antigen-like
Exons: 8
Coding region: 104-1600 (498 amino acids)
Cellular component (GO): membrane
Source: RefSeq, a predicted model, not a curated record